AAAUGGAGGCCCUUUCUCUGAUCACUACUAUUACAACAAGACAAAUAGAUUAAAAGAACAUGGCACCCAAGCUAUCGAGAAACCAAUCAGCAAACCAAUUGACUAUAUUGAAAUUUAAGAGGCAUAGAAGCACUUAUACAUUACCAUUUACUUUUCCAAAUAAGUCAACAAUCACGGUUGAUCACUUCAUUACCCAAUUAAUAGACGCGAUCAACAAUUCAGGUGGCUUGUUAUUGGAAGAUAAGGAUGAUGCUUCGUACGAUAACGAAAUAAAUGAAGACGAUAUAGAAGUUCCUAAGUCAGAACUUAUUGAUGACGAUGGUGAUGUCAAAUUAGAAGAGGGUGGCGAUGAUAACAGAAAGUCGGUCACUAAAAACGAUAUUAGUAUUGCAAUUCCAAAAGAUAAAAGCUCACCGUACGAUAACCAAUGGAUUCCUAUAGAUGAUGCCAACUUGAAAGAUUUAAUCUUUAGUGACUAUGACAUACUUGCGUUUAAAUAUGUGAAUGAUGGUGACUUUGAAGUUAUUGAAGCUGCUUACGAAGACCAGUGAUCUACAGUAGAAUACAAAUUAGAAAAUAAGGAAAAUAAGUAUAUACUUAUCACUCUAUAUAAUAAUACAUAAG
Molecule: messenger RNA, 624 nt
Organism: Hyphopichia burtonii NRRL Y-1933
Lineage: Eukaryota; Fungi; Ascomycota; Pichiomycetes; Serinales; Debaryomycetaceae
Exons: 2
Coding region: 60-551 (163 amino acids)
Source: RefSeq, a predicted model, not a curated record